Caenorhabditis briggsae is the source of this 612-nucleotide messenger RNA. Lineage: Eukaryota; Metazoa; Nematoda; Chromadorea; Rhabditida; Rhabditidae. The transcript is spliced from 4 exons. The record is from RefSeq and is a predicted model, not a curated record. Bases 1 to 612 code for a protein of 203 amino acids.
AUGGCCAAGGAUUUCUCAACGGCGCGAAACGAAUUUCCAGAUUUGAGGGGUUUGGCGCACAAGCCCCCAACUGAUUAUCACUGUGGAAAGAGGUGUCAGAGAUCGAGUCAACUAAUUCGAAAAAUCAUAAAAACCGGGCAGCCGGCUGAGGCGGAACGUGCCUGGUGGGAUGAGGAUGAAUGGGAAGAAGGUCGCCGGAGAGCCCGUGGCGCUGAUUGGAGAGAUAAUGAGGAUGGAACGAGCAAUAGUCAUAAUAGUUUGCUAAUGAGGAAUACCGGCACAUCGAGACACAUUCUAGGAAUGACAGUAGCCGUUGAAUGUGACGAUGAGAAUGGGGAAUUCAACAGUGGUGGCUACUCACUGUGUACUACUUGUCGGGCGGUCCGUCACCUGCCGUCCAUCUACUUUCCACGUGUCAUCAAUGAGCUCAUUUGUUCACAGAAGGCGUGUCUGCGCGGCGAGGGAAAGUGCAUUCAGCGGGUGAUGCCGAUGAAGGUCCUUCGAAACAUCGGGACUCGCGAGUGCGCUCGCUGGCAAAUGAGCCAAAUCGACGUCCGGACGUGUUGCGACUGUAUGCUGAACCCAUCGUCCCCUCUUGUCACCUAUUUGUAG